This is a messenger RNA of Bipolaris maydis ATCC 48331, 864 nucleotides long. The record is from RefSeq and is a predicted model, not a curated record. NCBI's taxonomy places the organism in Eukaryota, Fungi, Ascomycota, Dothideomycetes, Pleosporales, Pleosporaceae.
AUGACCCCUCACACAUUCAUCUCCAUCCCCUUAAAAUUACUCCACCUCCUCACCGGCCUCCUCCUCUACAUGUCCACCCUCCCUAUCCUCCUAACCUGGCGUUUAUCCCUCGCCCUCCUCCACCCCUUCCCCCUCUACACCCGCGCACUUUCGCACUACCAACACCACCGCGCCGCUCUACACACCCUCCCCAUCCUGCAACCAAUCAUAAAACACCGUAUCGGCAUUACAUGCACCGCCCUCCUCCUGACCCAAGCCACUCUCGCCGUAGCACUCGUCGAGAAAUCCCUGAUGCAUUUUUCACCCUGGUUCAGUGCGCACGCUCGGAAAACAGAGUACAAGCUUGAGCAUGAUAGGGAGUGGCGGAGUGAAAUUUUUUUAUAUGUAUCGGGCUUUUUGCUUAUUUGUUCACCGUUUUGUGGUACGCUGGGGGUGGGAGUGGGGGUGCUGUGGUAUAUGAGGGAGAUAUGGAUGUAUUGGGGGUUUGAUGGGGAAGAGGUGGAUGGGCAGUUUGAGGAGAAAGAGGAGGUUAGGCUGGGGGUGAAGAGUGGGGAGGGAGAUGGGUUCGGUGUUAUGGAGGAUCCAGUUUUACCACUGGAGAUUUCACGAUGUGGUGAGCUUGUUGUGUCGAAGGACCUAGGGGAUGUGCAGGAUUGGAAAGAGGUGGAUAUUUCGGUUCCUUUGCCAGUCAUGGUUCCGGCAUCACAAGAGAGGUUCAAGAGAAAUCCAUACACGCUGGCUGGUGUGAUGGCUAUUUGGGGUUGGGGGAGCGAUAGAGCAAGUAGGGGGUAUGAUGGGCGAAAUGUGCGGAGAAGGAAUUUUGAAGAGGAUAUCGAGAUGGACGAAGGAUCAGAGAGAACAUGA